UCCCGAUGGUUUUGGAGCAGAAUUUCCGCUUAUUUCUAGGAGUUGAGACUGUGCUGUAUUUCUAAGUGCAGCGCGUGAAUCGAACGUUCCGCGCGGUUUGUUAUUUUGUAACAUUUUAAACUUCGCUGGAUACAUUGUUGCCGCAACGGUUGUUUUCCAGCUCAGUGUAACAAUGUAUCCGAUGGCAGCGGGGGAUAAAAGAGGGUCGAAUGAACAUCUUUUGCUCGUGCAUGGCUUGAAUUAGUGGUUGCGGCUCAGUCGAGUCCAUCUAACUGUAAUUUGUGCUGUUGGCCUGUUAGCUUUAGCAGAGUUAGCCGUAGCACAAUAUGAAUAUAUCCAGCAGCAGGUUUGUAAAAAAAGAUUCACUCCUAUUUUAAUAGUUUUCAAAGCUUUUAUAUCCAGAGCUUGUAGUAGAUGAGUGAUAAAGUGAUGCUUUUUGAAGCACAGUGAUUUUGUUGUUUGUUUAGAAAGUGUUUUUUUAACGUUGCUCUCUCUCUCUUUUUUUUUUGGUCGUCGGAGGCUGAGUUAUUGGAGCUGGUGUGCUUUACAAGCAGAUUCUUUUAGAGAGUGAAAAAGCAACUCGCAACGCUUUUCCCCUCAUAUUGUAGUAGAUCAAACAUGUAUUUCCCCGUUUUGUGAAUCUUUGUGAAAGUAUGCUGUCUGGCAACACUUUGGGCAUCUUCUUCCGUGUUUCCCUCAGGUUUAUAAUAGUGGCCUAAUCAAGGUGCUGCUUAACUUUUCCUGUCAUCUAAACAUCCCUGAUCAGAUGGCCGGUUUCAUGUAUAGCUCCGUACAAUUUGGGGUUAAACUGCAGCUUAACUGUCUGUCAGAGUGUUUUUGCACACUAUUGCAGUUUUGCAGGUGGCACAUUAAAGCAUUUGGAGUUUAAGCUAUGUUAUAUGAGAACAGUUUGUCUUUCAUAGUCUUUGUUGGAUCAGUUUUUGAAAUGUAGGUGCUUUUUCAACAGCAUUAGUAUCAAUUUAUUUUAGUUUUCAACUGAUUGUCGCUAUUUGUCCACCACUUUUUAGUAGUGUUUAUCCCUGUCUUUGUUAUUGUUAUUGAUUCACUUUGUAUCUACUAUGUUUUUCUGCUCAUGUUUUGCCUUCGUUAUGUUUAUGUUUUGAACUCCUUGAUGAUUUCUCAGUUUGUGAAACUUUAAAAUGCAUUUACACCCUCAUCUGACAUGUUGAGCUCUUUCUUUAGGUGUUGUUUUCCUUAUCCAGGUAGUUUCACUUUUAAUGUUUGUACUGUGGCACUCAAAUCUUUGGGGAAUUUAUGACUCCAUGUACCAAUAUGCAUAAUAGAUAUAAUGCCUUUAUAAUACUACAGUAACUACAUUGAAAUAUCCAUUGAGUUUUGUUGUUGAUGCCAUUUAUGAAUAUCAAGUAAUUAUGCAAAACAAAACUUACUGGUUUAUGUAAGCAUGACACUGGAAGUAUUUUAAUGCUAUAACUUGUGUCCCGUCAGGUGUAGCUGUGAUAUUCUGUUACCUCAUCCAGGCCUGGAUACUAUUUAUAAAGAACAAUAAUUCACAUUACCCUUAUUUUGUCUAUUUGUAGCUGUCUUAUAUCAGUUUGCUUAAGUAAAGUUCCCUGCACUCAGAUGAAUCUGUUAAUUAAUUUCGAUGUUUGUCUGUUGUUACAUUUAUAGGUAUUCGUUUAAAUUCAGAUAUGUAAAUGGUAUAAUAAUAUGUUGUUAUACAAUGUAUGUACCUGAUUAAUUACAGUAAUAUGUUGUUUCACUUUCAUGUAAUUCAUAUCGCUUUGUUUUAGCUUUUAGAAUACGAUGUACAUUAUAUAUUCAUCAAACCACAACUAAAAGUUGGAUUGUGGAAAGCAGUUUUGUUUAGGGCUGGUUGUUUACAAAGAACAUUUCAACAGGUCACCGAACACUUUACAGAGACAUGAAGGGUCCCGUGUUACUGUACUGUACAGCUUUCCUAUCGCAAAUAAGAACCUGGUUUGAAUUGUAAACUCAAAAGGAGUUGGAGAGAGCGGGUGAACACUAGUCUCAGUGCCAGCUGACAGGCUGAAAGUUUCCUGGGACUUUCUGGCGAACUGGAUCAAUGAUGGAAUUGCAAACAUUACAGGAGGCCCUGAAAGUGGAAAUACAAGUCCAUCAGAAACUUGUCGCCCAAAUGAAGCAGGAUCCACAGAAUGCAGAUCUGAAGAAACAACUUCACGAGCUCCAAGCGAAAAUCACGGCUCUGAGUGAGAAACAGAAAAAAGUGGUGGAGCAGUUGAGGAAGGAGUUGAUGGUCAAACAGGAGCCCGACUUGAAGCCACAGACUCUCCCGGCGAUCGCAGACGGUAAAACCGUGCUGCUGACACCCGCCUGUCCCCCUUCACAGCCGCCCACAGGGCCUCCACACAACCAGGGGCCUCCACAGACUCUCACCAUGACGCCGGUCAUAACUGCAAAGACUCUACCUCUCGUGCUGAAAGCUGCCACCUCCACCAUGCCUGCUUCCAUGGCAACACAACGCCCCACAGUCGCCAUGGUCACUGCCAUCAGCAACCCCCUAAGACCCGGCAUCAAUUCUGACUCCCAGAGCACACCAAUCAACCUUCAGGUGGCCAGCAAGCUACCCAAUCAGGACACAGAUGCCGGCACACGGAUUUUGUCCAAGAAUGUUAUUGUUGUGCAGGCCACCACCACCUCUGCCCAGCCUAUCAAAGUUCCCCAGUUUGUCCCUCCUCCUAGAUUGACGCCUCGACCCACCUUUCAGCCACAGGUUCGACCAAAACCCCCCAUGCCCAUCAAUGUGCCCAUCGCUCCAGCUCCUCCUCCUCCCAUGGUGGCGGCUCCUCUAAUCCAGCGGCCCCUGAUGCUCACCACCAAGCUGACAUCAUCUUUGCCUGCCUCUGCUGGGCCCAUUCACCAGGUCCACAUCGUGAACGGACAGCAGUGUGCCACGAUUGACAAGACCACGAAGGCAGUUACGAGUUGCACCACACAAGUCACAGGCAUUGUCAUCAGUCCUGCCCAGACACUUCAGAUCAGCAACCUUAACUCAGACUUGAAGACUGUGAAACCACAGGGAGGACCAGAACAGGUGGUCAUGAGUACACCACCCUCAUCCUCUCCUCCUCUUCCUCCUCCUCCAGCUAAGGUCAAACGAGAGGAGAGCCCUCAGAAACUUGCCUUUAUGGUGUCUCUUGGGUUGGUCACACAUGACCAUCUUGAAGAGAUUCAGAGUAGAAGACAAGAACGUAAGAGGAGAACAACAGCCAACCCAGUGUACAGUGGAGCAGUGUUUGAACCUGAGAGGAAAAAGAGUGCUGUCACUUACUUGAACACUCCGCUGCAUCAAGGCACCAGGAAGAGAGGUCGCCCUCCCAAAUACAGCACCACCACCACCACCAGCAGCACAGCGGUGCCGGAGCUGGGCUGCAACCCCCUGCUCUCCCCCACCAGCAGCCUUCCUGACUCCCCAGCCCCUGACCGGCCUGACACUGGGGGCUUUCCCCUCUCUGUCCACCCUCAUUCUGUCCCCCAGCCCAGCCCCAGCUCCGGGGAUGGAGACAUCCAUGAGGAUUUCUGCACUGUGUGCAGACGCAGUGGACAGUUGCUCAUGUGUGAUACAUGUUCGCGUGUCUACCACCUCGACUGCUUGGACCCACCCCUCAAAAACAUUCCCAAAGGCAUGUGGAUCUGUCCUAAAUGUCAAGACCAGAUUCUGAAGAAGGAAGAGGCCAUUCCAUGGCCAGGCACCCUAGCAAUUGUCCAUUCCUACAUUGCUUACAAAGAAGCAAAAGAAGAAGAGAAGCAGAAGUUAAUGAAAUGGAGUGCCGAACUAAAGCUGGAACGAGAACAACUAGAACAGAGAGUGAAACAGCUUAGCAACUCUAUAACAAAAUGUAUGGAGACCAAGAACAGCAUACUUGCCCGUCAGAAGGAGAUGCAGGCCUCUCUGGACAAGGUAAAACACUUGGUCCACCUCAUCCAGAGCUUUAACUUGACUCAGUCCAUGGAGACGGACAUCAUACCGGAUUCCAAACAGGACUGCAUAGAGUCAGGGAGCAUCAAAGACUCAAAGGAUGCUACACAAGGGUGUGUGCAGGAGUGUCCCACCGAGCCUAGCGUGCAAGUACCAGCUGCCGUAGCAGUUCCCAAACUGAAGGCAGAGCCAGAGGUGGGCGAAAUGGCAGAGCCAGCAGCCGCAGUCACACCUGAUGCUGCAUCAGGUGAAUCGGGAGUUAGUGCCCUGGAAGUGCCCAAAACCACAAUUGGCGAGGAGAUGAUGGAUGCGGUGAAAACGCCGGACCCUGCUGAAUUGCCUCAGGCCAGGGACGUAAAAACGAAUGGAGGAACAGACUUUGUUUGUACCGGCUUGAACCCAGAAGAAGAGGAGGGUGCUGUGGAUGCCGCAGAAUCUGUGGGUUCUGAGAACAUCCCUCCCAGUGACAGCAGUUGUGUAGAGGAUGCUGGGAAGAUGGAAGUGGAGCUGCAGGAAGAUGGAAGUCAUGUCGUGAACACCAACAAUGGCAAAACCUCAGAACCUUCUCAGCAGGCUUUGCCAGCCCCUCUAAGCAGCGUGGACAACCCCAAAUAGUUCUCAGCCUCACACUAAACACAUUCACAUCACCAAAACAUUUAAACAGAUUUUCCUAUUGCACCUUGGACUGGUGCACAAAGUUGCCAAUCUAUACAUAUAUAUAUUACACAUAUAUAUUAUCUAUAUCCAAAUAAAUGUUGUUUUUUUAUUUUCUUUUUUUCUUUUACUUUUUUUUUCAAUGGUAAAACUGUUUCAACAGUACUUCUACAUCCAAGGCAAACUAGUCUUGGUUCUUGUAAACCAAUAGAGCCCAAACUUGUGAGUGAAAAGGGUGACUGGUGAAAGAGUGUCAUGCCAAUUAUUAGAUUAUUAAAAAAAGAAAAAUGGUAGUUUAAUAAUAUUAAUAAUAAUUGUUCUAAUAAUAAUGAUGUUGAUAAAGAUGGUGGAUGAUUUAUCAGAUCAGACCAGUGUGUGCCUCCAACAUGGGGUUUGUUUUCCAUAGGUUGUCUUAGUUUUCUUCUCUUCAGGAGGAGAAAGGCAGGGCAGAUGUGUCCAAAGACUGCAAGACUAUGCCCACACCCUGUGCACCUCUAGCCAGGCCUGAGUGCCCGGCCAUACCAAAAGCUUCUCUUUCCAAACAGGACAAAAUAUAAAUAAAUAGUCAGUGCAUCAGUAUUCACCAAGGACAAGGCUGAGGUUUAGAAUCCUGUUGUUGGCAUGGGUUAGACUAAAUCAGGACUGCCUAUAGCAACCCCUCUCAUUUCUUUCCUGCACUCUACAUCUUGUCCACAUUUCCCAGUUAGCUGUAGAAGUGUCCCCUCUCAAAGUCAUCUCAGGCUAAUCGGUGGUCGAGCGCAUGGCAAAGCCUUUCAAGAUCUUUGACAAAGGGCUGGAAGAGGAAGCUACACCAGAAGUCACAUCUUGGUAACUGCAACAAAUCAUGCGUGGUAGAUUAGUCUGAAAAGUGGUGUUGGUUCUGUGUAUUGAAUCUUCAGUCUUGUUCUAAAGUCAGUAUAUGUGUGUAUUAUAUGCUGUUUGUGGAUUUUAUUAAUUAAGUUUAUUUGUUUUUUUAGAAAAUAUAUUCAGGUCUUCCUAGUCUUCAUUGAAAAAUAAGUGCUUUUCUGUUUCAUGAAACAGUUGUUUGUUAUCAAUGGUGUUUAAAAAAGGCAUGAAUUAUGCAAGCAGCUAUCUCAAUUUCAGAGAUGCACAUUGCAUAAUGAGUGUUUUUAUUUGAAUUCCGAACUGCCAAAUGCUUUAGGUUUUUUUUUUUUUUUUUAUUGAAAAUAAUGGUAAUAUCCUCUUACUGUGUUUAGUCUACAAUAUAAUGGACUAGUACCAUCCCCAUUUUUCCAAAACCUUUUUUUUUUUUUUUUUUUUUUUUUUGAAAAACAAUAAUGCUUAAGUCACAAUUUGCUGUCUUAAAACUUGAGGGUUUGAUGUAUGAGCCAAAUUGAAUAAUAAGGAAAUGACAGAAAACCCUUAAUUAAAGCACAAGCUUUAUUGUAGAUAACUAAAGCAAACGCACUAAGAACCUCUUAAGAGACUUUGAGCAAAAUUAAAAAAAAAGCGCUUAAAUCUUAUCUGUUGGUUUUUACGCUUGCCAACAUCCUGUAAAAUCGAAAACAACAGCCAGUUGCUUGCGUACAAAGUGGGAAGCACUGUUUAGGACCAUCUUCUGCUGGUUUUUGCUGGCUUUGUGUUGUGUUGCAUAUUAUCUUAUCCUGUCCCAGGUAACAUCUUAAGUCUAAAAAUAAUGCAUGGAUGGCACCUUUUAUGUUUAUGUCAGGUCAUUCCAAAAAGCAUAUCCCUUUUAGCUUUGUGAAUAUAGCUACUCAGGCUAGGUUUGAACGCAUAUUAAAUUCCACAUAUCUGUUUAGGGCAUCUUUGUAAGUGCUUAUUUUGACUAUAUGUAUACAGUAGUGCAUAUUUAUUUGGGAUUUGAAAAGAACGAUGCAUAGCUCAUUUUGGCUGUUUAAACACGAGAGAACCUACCACGAUAUGGAUUCUGUAUUUGGGAUGAUGUUUACUAUUUUGUUUGUCAGUUUGUUUUAAAUGAUCUAUUUAUCUUGAUUCGUCAGGAUUUCAUGGCUUUAAAACUCAAUUUGUGAUUCUUAGUGGAUGGGGUCUUGGUUAUAUCAACAAUGUGCUGCAAUUACUCACAAUCUACUGUGAAAAUUCACAUACUUAUCCUUAAUACAUUCCCAUAAUGACUGUUACCCUCUGAGCCAAGACUGGGUAAUAACGGACAAACAUUGAUAUCAUGGCGUCCAUUAUUGUGGCAUAACAUGAAUAUUUAAGGCCUUCCAGAAGUCACCAUUGUCAGAGUAGAGAAUAUUUUUAAAAAAAAAUACUUUUAUUCCUUCCUGUACAGGUGCCCAGAGUGCCUUCAACCUUUUGCAUAUUGAAUUUAAUCUCAUAAACUGGUCACAUUUCCCUCUGUAAAACGUCACUCAGUUAACAUUGAUUGGAAGCACAUUUCUUGUAAUUUCAUUUGGUUAAAGUGAAACGGUUGUAGUGAUGUGCUUGUGUUGGUGUAGUCCUGUCUGUCUUUACUUAAUCUACUUAUCUGCUGUAAUUAAAGAGCCCCUAUUAAGAGUAGGCUAUAUUUUAAGGAGUUGCCUUGAGCUUUUUAAUACUCUGAAUAAAAGUAUAUCUAAGUGAUUGCACAAAAUUGGUCUAAAGAAAGGGG
Molecule: messenger RNA, 7187 nt
Organism: Carassius carassius (crucian carp)
Lineage: Eukaryota; Metazoa; Chordata; Actinopteri; Cypriniformes; Cyprinidae
Product: PHD finger protein 21A-like
Exons: 18
Coding region: 2066-4555 (829 amino acids)
Biological process (GO): negative regulation of transcription by RNA polymerase II
Cellular component (GO): histone deacetylase complex
Molecular function (GO): chromatin binding
Source: RefSeq, a predicted model, not a curated record